ACCCCCACACUCCCUCAAACCUCUACUUUUCUCGUAUCUGCUUCCAGUAAUGACUCUAUUAUCGACCGGGUGGAUCGCAGAAGAAAAGACAGCCUUUGUUUCUUUUUUCUCUUCUUCAGCCGAAACCAACCACGAUUGUGGCCGGAACACCGGAGCUGAAUCCAGCUUGGUGAUAAUGUCUGGAUGCUCCCGUGCUUCUGGUCGUGGAAUCGCAAGACGACGCACGGGGUGACGGCCUGGAAGACCGCUUUGGGUUCGGAAUUCACUGCUUCAUGUCCACCAUUCGCUUCUUGUUAUGUACUUUUGCCUACGCUAUACCUUGUUCCCGUCCGAUUUCCUAUUCCCCGUUGUGGCCUGGUACUCCUACUUUUUAUUCGUCUUCGGUACACUUUUUUAUUUUUUUGCCUCCUUUACACCAUUUUAGUGAGAUCACCCACCCCUGACCAUCUUUUUAUUUUCUGGACGUUUUUCCUUGUUCCUCUGCUGUUUCUGUGCGCUAGUUGUCAAUCUGAAGUGUUAUUGAAGAGCGAACGAUACGAUAAUGGAAGCGGGAGGUGUAUGAGCGAAGAAAGCAAGACGAAGCUGGAGGUGCUUCGAUCGGUUGUGAUGUAUUGUUCCAUGGCCAUCUGGGUGCGACAGCAGCAGAGCUCAUUCGACGAAAGGCGUAUUCAGUAAGAAGCGUGUAGGGUGGAUAUAUGCCUACUGUGAUAUAGUAAUUUCAAUUUCAAGACAAUCGAGCAGUGUCCAGCUCAACACCUAGAAAUGUGUGGGGGGGCAGCUUUGUCGCUCACGAUGAAUCCCCAUAUCUGCUCGUAUUCAAAAAUAGGAUAUUAGAGUAUCGUCUGUAGUUGCUCAUGUUUUGGAUACUGCUGGAUGCUUCUUGAGGAACCGAUUUUGCUAAGCAUAAAAGCCCUCAGUGACCGGAAGAUCAAAUCAGUAGAAUCAAUCAACAAUCCGGAUA
Messenger RNA from Aspergillus costaricaensis CBS 115574, 961 nucleotides. RefSeq lists its product as uncharacterized. Lineage: Eukaryota; Fungi; Ascomycota; Eurotiomycetes; Eurotiales; Aspergillaceae. The record is from RefSeq and is a predicted model, not a curated record. The transcript has a single exon. Bases 184 to 675 code for a protein of 163 amino acids.